CCGUUGCUAGAGUAGAACUCUGCUAAUCAAUUACUCAGUGCUGACGUAUAAGAAGACAUAGACAUGGUUCUUUAUUUUGAAAGUGAACAAGAAUACAAGUAUGAUUUUCAAACGACGAGCUUGGCAUAUUUGAACAGGUACCCUAAUCCAUAUGCUAAACAUGUAUUGUCAAGUGAUACGUUAGAAUCAUAUAUUGACGCAGAAGGACGACUUUGCACAACAAGAGUGGUUGUUAAAACCGGGAGAUUACCUCAGUUUAUUAAACCAUUCCUUGGUAGCAAUUUGAAUUCAUGGAUUAUUGAAAAGAGUAUCGUCAAUCCCAAGACUAAAACUUUGUAUACAUAUAGCAGCAACAUCGAUCACCGAAAAUUUAUUAGGGUUGAAGAAUUUUUAAAAUACACGACGGUCAACGAUAAUACUACUGUGAAAUCGAAGGUUAAAUUUUCGUCUAAUUUUAUUGGUUUUAAAGAACGUAUUGAGCAAUGGAGUCACAAUCGGUUCUCUUCCAAUAUGAAGAACUCAAGAGAGGGAUUGCAAUAUGUCAUGAAUAAAAUGAAAGAAAGAUUGGCAUUUAAGGAGAAGAAUGGAUUGAAUGCUUAAAGGAAUUUGCUCCGGCUUAGCAAGUUUUUUUUUUUUGUUGUUAUUUCUGUAGGAGAAAGGGUCAUUAGUGUAUAUAGGUUUAUAUUCGACCCAGGUGUAUUUUUUCAAAUCUGGUUUGGUGUUUUUUAACGAAUGGUAUGACUUGUUUUAUAUG
Spathaspora passalidarum NRRL Y-27907 is the source of this 754-nucleotide messenger RNA. RefSeq lists its product as uncharacterized. NCBI's taxonomy places the organism in Eukaryota, Fungi, Ascomycota, Pichiomycetes, Serinales, Debaryomycetaceae. Gene Ontology annotation, molecular function: phosphatidic acid transfer activity. Gene Ontology annotation, biological process: phospholipid transport. Gene Ontology annotation, cellular component: mitochondrial intermembrane space. Bases 64 to 600 code for a protein of 178 amino acids. The record is from RefSeq and is a predicted model, not a curated record. The transcript has a single exon.